CGUUUUCGUAAGGAAGAAUCUAUUUCGAAAACUACUCUUCGGAGAAACUCUUAUUUUCUUCUUCGGACGUUUUGAAUGCUAAAUUUGUCGUAACCGUUUUUGACCCCUACAAGAAUUAGCUGUGGUACAACUUACUGAAAAUGCACUAAUAGCUGCGCCACAGACCGUACGAGAAACCGACAAAGGCCACUAGACUCAUAGCUUGAUAUGAAAGAUCUCAUGUGACAUAGGUAUGUUCCUCAACACUUCCAUAGAGAAUCUAUUAUAUAAUAGGAGAGUUUCUCUCCUCCUGAUGCGACACGUCAGCGGUAUAUGGGUCCCACUUUUUAAAAGUGUGAAAAAAUAUCAAAUAUGUGGUUCGAACCCGGGUUAUUGAGAUAUAAGCACCCACAACUAUACCAUUGCACUAAAUGAUACUUUGUACAUUGAUUAUCGAAACUAAUAUAUAUUAUAAAGGUCGAAAACUAAUAUAAUAUUGUGGACCCCAUCUCUUUUUUUUUAAUUGAUGGAUAACUCAAUGGACUUCGACAAAAAGUGGGCUUUGGGCUUAUUGAUUUUCUGUUUAUUUGGCUUUGUAUCUGCCCAAAGUGGUGAUACGGACAAAGCUAAGAAGAUUAGGGAAGCCGCCUUCUUCACCAUCUCCUUCGUCGCUUGCGAUUCUCUUUCCGGCAAUCAGCUAUUAUGGUCGAUCUUUAAGACUCUACGCACAUUUUGCGCCUACCAAACGUUUAGUUUCUCCUCUAACGCCUUCAGAGCUCUCAUUCUAUUAUAUAAUAGGAGAGUUUCUCUCCUCCUGAUGCGACACGUCAGCGGUAUGUGGGUCCCACUUUUUAAAAGUGUGAAAAAACAUCAAAUAUGUGGUUCGAACCCGGGUUAUUGAGAUAUAAGCACCCACAACUAUACCAUUGCACUAAAGGAUACUUUGUACAUUGAUUAUCGAAACUAAUAUAUAUUAUAAAGGUCGAAAACUAAUAUAAUAUUGUGGACCCCAUCUCUUUUUUUUAAUUGAUGGAUAACGAAUGGAGUUCGACAAAAAGUGGGCUUUGGGCUUAUUGAUUUUCUGUUUAUUUGGCUUUGUAUCUGCCCAAAGUGGUGAUACGGACAAAGCUAAGAAGAUUAGGGAAGCCGCCAUCUUCACCAUCUCCUUCGUCGCUUGCGAUUCUCUUUCCGGCAAUCAGCUAUUAUGGUCGAUCUUUAAGACUCUACGCACAUUUUGCGCCUACCAAACGUUUAGUUUCUCCUCUAACGCCUUCAGAGCUCUCAUAUAUAUAGAAUCCCUCGAGGUAAAAGCUCCAUCUUGUCUCAAACUUUUCUUUCUCAGUUUUCCGAUCGCUUUACUUUCUUACAUCCGUCACGAAAAUGACUUAUCCAGCUGCUCCAGCCGCUUCAGCCGCCGUUCCCUACUCCACCUUCAACUCUCUCCGCCUUGGAAGGUCCACUCAGUCCAUUGUUGGUUGGCUCAUCCGAUUCUAGGAUUCCAGGAACAUUAACAAGAAUGGAGAGUUUAUGGGCAUCACCAUUUUCCUCCUUGAUGAACAAGUGAUGAUUGUUUCUAACUUAUUUUUUAUCACUUUAACUCUGCUUUGCUUAUUCUUUGUUCAUAUAUGAAACAUGUCUUCAUCUUUUUGUUUUGGUUUUGUCUAUGGUUGUCCAGGGAGAUGGUGUUUUACAGAUGGUUCUUGGAAGGAGAAUGAAGUUUUCUCUGGGCAAGGUUGGCUAAGUACUUUAGAAGGCUUUGAUGGGUUGUUAGGAGCAAGGAAUGUCCGAGCUUGUCUAUCCCUUCUACAUGCGGAGAUAGAAGCACUACUUUGGGCAAUGGAAUGUAUGAAAAAUUUACGCCAGUUUCAGGUUACAUUUGCAACGGAUUGUUCUCAGUUGGUGAAGAUGGUUUCGGAACCAGAAGAAUGGCCCGCAUUUGCAAGUUAUUUGGAAGAUAUUAAGUCCCUGAAAGAGGUUUUCACACGUUCAGAGAUUAUCUAUGUACCAAGGACGCAAAAUUCAAGAGCGGAUAGCCUAGCACGCAGUGCCAGGAAACAACCGUCAUUUGUCGUUCACAUGGAUCAAAAUCUACCGGAGUGGUUCACAGAGUCAGUAUGAGUCUGUAUUUGAUGACAAAAAAAAAAAAAAAAAAAAAAACUAAUGAUUUUUCACUGUUUUUCUUACAUGAUUCUGUGAUCUACGGUUUCAUCCCUACAAUCUCCAAACAAAAUAGGAAAACUGAAUGAAUUAUGUUUUUAGCAACCAAAUCUAAAAAAUAAAAGACAUCUUACUUAACAAAUUAAAACAUUUUCUUUUGCAUAUUCCGACGACGACGAAGCACCCGAGGACCAACGACAAUGGAAUGAUGCGGACGAAGCCUAACUGAUGUAAGUAAACUCCUCUUCAAUAACGCAUCACACUAUUAUCGCUCCCCAAUCUCACAAACUUAAGCUCUAAUCAUGUCAGGGAUCCCACAUGUGAUGCUGUCCCGACGACGGAGAAAAAAAAAGAAAGAUAACCUAACGUUUUUUUUUAUUUUCAGUUUUUAAGUUCAAAUCAUGUUUUAGACAUAGAGCCCAACAUAAUUUGAGCCAAACAUUUUAAACCCACAAUUAAUUUUUUCAUAAUGUAAAAACGUCAACCUUCGUUUAUGUUUUGUUAAACUAUUUUAAUCUUUAUGUUUUGUUAAACUAUUUCACACAGGGGGCAGAUCUCCUUAGAAGGGGAGCCACUCGCCACGAUGCUUCCAGUUUCACCAUUCUUGAAACUCUUAUGAACCACAAAGCCAAUAUAAGAGUUCUGUUUCAAUCCAACGGCUGGAUUUUGUCACAGACCACCACUAAGCCUGAAGAAGGAAAAGAAGUGGAGUGAUGCGUUUUGGAAAAUGGUUACUUGGAGUUUACAAGAUGAAGAUGGAACCCGUGACGAGGAAGACGAGGAUAAGUGUUACUUGGAAUAUCCUAACGUUGAGGAUGUAAACAAUGUGUGAUCUUAGCGAUGAAGAUUAGUGUAGCUUUAAUAUAUACUACUACGGUCCUUGAGCUCCCUAAAAAGUACUAGCAAACAAUAUGUAUUUUGAAAAAAUAAAAUAAUUUUGUAAUGCAAGUAGUUUGAAACUUUGAGUAUUUAUUCAAACAACGGAUAUAUACAGAGUUGAUAACUUGAUAUGGACCCCCAAAUAAGUUGGUGCUGCACUGUCACAAUAUCUGUCUUUUUAAUUUCAUAUACCUGACGUAAGCUUCUUCAUCUUCUUUUCUUUCCCUUUCCGUUGUUCCACGCUCUCUGUUUCAUGUUUAGUUUUUUUUACAUUCUCUAUAUUUUACCUUAAUUAUACUUUUUGAAUUUUCCUUCCGUUUUGGGAGAUGUCUCUAACUUGAGUUAAUCGUCAGAAGCUAAGAUCAAUUUUGUUGUCUUACUUUCGAUAAAUUUUAUUCUUUAAUUUGCACAAAUCUUAAACAACACCGACAUCCCGUAAAUCAUACCGUCCCACCGAUAUUCAAAGUAACCAGCCCCGCGCUUGCGCGGGGUCUCAGCACCUAGUUACAAAAGCGUUUAAGAUAUCUAAAACAUAGAAGCAAGUCAAUGGAUGAAUACUAUUAAGAGUUUGUACACUUGAGAAACCGUAGCCCAAUUUGUGGAUAGUUUAACACGACUGAAUUACCUGCAAGGUAAAAAGACAAACCUACUCAGAUUUCAAAAAUUUAUUUCACUUGCAAAUACAUGAUGAACAACAUAUCAAGAAAAAGUCCAUAAAUACCCAAGGCAAAUCCCAAAAUACUUGGUAUCUACGCAACAACAACCGGCCUAAUGAUAAGGGAAAAUAAUUUGAGGAGGAUACACGGUUCAAAGGCCAACCAAAUAAACAAUACAAAGAGACCAGAGCUGGCCAAGGUAAUAAUGCUAAUUCCCAAUGUGCUAGAGACAUAACUUGUUUCAAGUGUAAGGUCAAAGGUCAUUAGAGUCUCUAAACCAAAGAGUCAUGUUGAUGACUGAAGAUGGAGGAUAUGAGUCUCAUGAUGAGUAUGACUUGAAUGUGCAAGUUGACUAUGGAUAUAUUGAAUAUACAGACAUAGGAGAGACUUUUGUUACUAUGUGUGUGCUAACUGAAAUGGUUCAACCAGUUGAAACCAUCCAAAGAGAUAACAUUUCUACACUUGUUGCACCACUAAAGGCACGGUAUGCAACCUUAUGUUUCACUAAUGUUUCUAGCACUCAUGUGGUUGAAAAACUUGGUUUAGAAAAGACAAGACAUCCGCAUCCAUAUAGGUUUAGAUGGCUAGAUGAUAAAGUAAAUUUUAAAAUCCAAGAUCAAGUGACUAUUAAUCCAUUUAAAAUUGGUAAAUAUCAAUAUGAAGUUGUUUGUGGUGUUGUACCUAUGCAAGAAUGACAUGUAUUGCUAGGUAGACCAUGACAAUAGGAUCGAAAAACUAAGCCUAAUGGUCGAACUAAUAUGUAUACAUUUAUGUAUGAUAAACGCAAGAUUAUUUUGUCACCACCUACACCAUUUUAAAUGCAUGAGUUACAUUUGAAAAUGGCUAACAAAAAGAGAAAAAUGCUAAGUCUAACUUUUUUAUUCAACCUAGUCAUUUAAGAAAAGCUACUGCUUCUAAACACACAAUCGUUUUACAGUCUUUUAGGAGCUUUUAAGUGUAGGUUUUAAUGAACUAAUACUUCCACCAGAGAUCACUGAUCUUCUUAACAGGUUUAAAGAUGUGUUUCAAGAUGGUUUGCCUCCACUAUGGAAAAAAAAAACAAAUAGACUUUGUACCCUAACAAGUCUGCAUACAGAGUGAACCAUGAAAAGAUCAAAGAGUUGGAGAGACAAGUUCAUGAGCUACAUGAAAAGGGGUAUGUGAGAGUGAGCCUUAGUCCUUGUGAUGCACAAGUCGUACUUGUUCCAAACAAAUAUGGCACAUGGAGCCACAUGAUGUAUGAGCUAAGUGGAGCCACUAUCUUCUCAAAGAUAUAUAUUAUAAGUGGUUACCACCAAGUAUAGACAUCUAAUCUCACGGUUUGAUGACAUGAUGUAUGAGCUAAGUGGAGCCACUAUCUUCUCAAAGAUAUAUAUUAUAAGUGGUUACCACCAAGUGAGAAUAAGAAGAUGAAUGGAAGACUAUUUUCAUGAUAAAUCAAGGUCUUUUUGAAUGGAGGGUGAUGCCCAAUGCUCUAAACACCUUAAUGCAUCUAAUGUACCAUGUUCUUAAAGAAAACAUAAAAAAAUUUCUUUUUUUUUUAAUGUUGAUGAUAUUUUAAUUUAUAUUACAAGCUUACUUGAUUAUGUAUCCCGUCUUGUGGUAGUACUAAAGACAAUUCGGCAAGAAGGACUUUAUGCAAAUUUCAAGAAGUGUAAUUUUUGUACUGAUAAAUUUCAUAGGUAUCGUUGUAUGUUCACAAGUAUUACAAGUUAAUGAAAAUAAGGUGAAGGCAAUCCAUGAAUUGCCAGCACCAACAAACAUGAGUUAAGUGAGGAGCUUUCAUGGAUUACGAAGAUACUACAUGCAUUUUGUUAAAAACUUCAGUAGUAUAGUUGGACUACUCACGUAUGUAGAAAGAAUAGGGUGGGUUUCACAUGGGAGAAGGCUCAACAUGAAACAUUUCAAACCAUGGAUUAACCAAUGCACAAGUUCUAGUCUCACAAGAUUUCAACAAGAAAUUUAAGUGGAAUGUGAUUUAUCCGAGAUUGGAAUUGGGUCAGUGUUGAUCCAAGGGGAAAAAUCAGUAGCAUAUUUCAGCGCGAAGUUUGGAGGAGAUACACUCACUAUCCAACCUAUGACACAUAGUUAUAUGCGCUCAUAAGGAUUUUGGAGACUUGGUAGCAUUAUUUGUUGUCUACGGAGUUUGUGGUUCAUACUGAAUAUGAAACUUUGAAGAAUUUAAGAGGUCAUACCAGCUUGAAGAAAAUGCAUAAUCGUUGGAUGGAGUUCAUAGAAGAAUUUUUCUCUACAUCAUUAGAUUAUACAUGCCACUGCUGAUCCCUACUGCUUCAUGGUUGACAUUUCAAUAGAAUUUGUCCUGGGAUUACCGAAAGUUCAUCACGAGGACUCUAUCUUUAUUUGUUGGGGGAAAGAUUCUCAAAGAUGACACACUUCAUACCAUGUGCCAAGGUGAAUGACGCAUCCCAAAUCAAUGAUCUAUUCUUUAAAAAGGUGGUGAGUUUACAUGAAAUUCCAAGAACUAUAGUAUCUGAUCGAGAUAGCUAUUUCCUCUACCAUUGUUGGAGAGCAUUAUGGAAGAAAGAAGUGAUAGACUAUGGAUUUGACCCACUUUUACCCAUGGUUUAUAAGUGUUUUAACUACUAGUUAUUAUAUUAUAGAGUCUACUUAGAAUAUUUAUAGGGCCAGGAGUAAUUUGGAGGAAAAUGAUGAUUUUGAAGCAUUUUGGAGAUAUUUGGAGUAAGCACCCGAGAUGACCAUCGAGCUCGACCAUCGGUCGACAUUGAAGAGGAAUAAUCGAUCGAUGUUCACAUCUUGACAUCGAUCGACAGUGUAGCGCGGAGAAAUCCCAUUUAGUCUCAACCUACUUAGAGCCCAAGUCUUCACCAAUUUACAAGAUUACCCCUGACAAGUUUUAACUUAAUUAUAUAAACUUUGCCAACAUAUUAGAGGCAAAGUGUGAUUUCUUGUUUUACUAUUUUCACAACAAAGGUUUUCAAGAAUUUUUAGUAGAUUGGAGGGAAGAUUCCAAAGAGAUUUGUGAUCGGAACUCCAUUGAUAUUUAUCUAUUUAUCUAUGCAGUUUUUUUACCUUAUUGCUGUUAUGAAUUGCUUAGCCAUGUCUGAUUAAUUCUCUUGUUAGAUUUUAGGGUUAAAUAGGUUAUGAGGGAUUAGCCCCAACUAUAGAUUGCUAAGUUGUAAUAUUCAUCAUUAAGAUUAUCAUUAAUGUCUGUUUCUAGAUUAGUUACCUAGCACUUGCCCUAGGAUUGUUAGAUAUAAGCGAUAGCUUUUAUUUCAUCCUGAAACUAUUCUAAUUGAGCUAAGACUUGCUAGAAUAAGCGAAAGCUGAUCUAGUAAGCUUAGUGAGCAUAUUCAAUCUGCGCAUUAACGCUUGACCAAGCGCGUCGAUCGAUAUUCCUAUCGAAUAAUCGGUCGACGUUCAACAAGUGUAUCGAUCGAUAUUCCUAUAGAAUAAUCGAUCGACACUGGUCAAUAGACAAACCUAGAAAACGAAAGCCUAAGGGUUUGUUAUUAAGUGUUGAGCUCUAUAAUAUCAUGCAUAAAACUUAUUAGGCAUCUGUAGGAUUAUAAUCUUGAUUUCCUGAAUAAAAACCCUAAGUCUAGCUAUUUCCAUUUAAGUACCAAAACCCCAAUUCGAGCAAUUACUUGCUCACAAACUUGCAACUUUACAUUUAAACAUAAAAAAAAACUAGCUUAACAACUCUGAUUAGAUUUAUUAGGUUUCCUAGCUCCUUGUGGAUUCGAUCCCUAAGUACUACAAUUGAACCACUUAUUUGAGUGAUUAAUUUGCUUCUUAUGGUACUUCUAAGUUCACCAACCAAUAGGAUUUCAUUAUUUCAAAUUUGAUAUCUUUUUAAAAAAAGAAACAAAAUAUUAUGAAGUUAUAUUAUUUUUUAAAAUAAAAAAAAAGUAAAAAAAAAGUAGUAGUUACAAGAAAAAUGAAUUUAAAAAAAUAUAUUUUAACGUUGUCAGCAAAACAAUAAACUCUAAAUCCUAUAUCUUAAACCCUUAGAUAAAUCCUAAACUCUAAAUAAAAACACUAAACACUAAAACCCUAAAUCCUAAACCCUUGAGUGUUUUAUUUUUAGUGAUUUUUAUUUAGAGUUUAGGAUUUAUCCUAGGGUUUAGGGUUUACCCAAGGGUUUAAGGUCUAGGAUUUAAGGUUUGGGGAUUAAGAUUUAGGGUUUAGUGUUUUGAUGACGAUGUUAAAAAUAUUUUUUUUUGUAAUUACUAUUAUUAUUUUUGUCUUUUUACCUUUUAAUUUUAAAAACAUAAUAUAAUUUGAUAAUAUUUUAUUUUCUUCUUUAAAAGACAUUAAAUAUAAAAUAAUAUAAUUCUAUUAGUUGAUGAAUAUAGAGGUUGACACUGAGAAUAAGAUUUUGACUAACCUGUGAUCUCUCUUUCUCUCUCUCUCUCUUCUGCUUCAUUUUCUAUCUGUUUUUUUUUUGUUUACUUUCAUUCUGAAUAAUUGAAAGCACGUGUGUAGGUUUCUUGAAAUACUCUCUAAAUAAAUAGUAUCUUGAAAAGCAUAAACCAGCGUCGACUCCUUUACAUUUAUUUUUAUAUUAGGUGAACUACUUCUCUACAUUUCUUGGCUUGUUUUUCUUUUUGAUCAGAGUUGACCCUGUCCAGCUCAGCGAAAUGGAAGAAGAAGGUUUAUUAUUAGCUUCUCCUUCAUCUUCUUCUCCAUCACUUCUGUCCGGGAUAUCAAAUGUCUCGACGAGACCUUUUGUUCUUGCCUUUACUGUCUGUUCUUGUGGCGCUUUUGUCUCUGGAUGCAUAAGUGGAUAUUCGGCUCCUACACAGUCUGGUAUCAUGAAAGACUUGAAUCUCUCCGUUGCUGAUUAUUCACUAUUUGGAUCGAUAUUAACGGUGGGUAUAAUCCUUGGAGCACUAAUCUGUGGGAAAUUAACAGAUUUAGUUGGUCGUAUCAACACAAUGUGGAUCAUCAACGUGUUCUUCAUAUCCGGCUGGUUUAGUAUUGCAUUUGCCAAGGUUAUCUGGAUGCUGGAUAUGGGAAGGUUACUGCAUGGGAUCGGAAUCGGAAUUAGCGCGUACUUGGGGCCGAUUUACAUGACUGAGAUAACACCAAGAAACUUAAGAGGAGCUGUUUCUUCUUGCUCACAGUUAUUCGCGAUUGUCGGUUCAUCACUCUUCUAUGCACUUGGUACAGUCGUUGGUUGGCGCGAUUUAGCCAUUUUGGGAGUUAUUCCUUUUCUUGUGAUAAUUCCUCUUCUUUUCUUCAUCCCUGAAUCUCCUCGAUGGCUAGCUAAAGUAGGGAGGGAAAAGGAGGUUAAAGCGGUCUUGUUAAGCCUGCGAGGAGCAGAAUCAGAUAUAUCAUAUGAAGCCCAAGAGAUAUUGGAUUACACAGAACAUGUUAAACAACAAGAAGAUGGCGACAGCGGUUUCUUCAAGCUCUUUCAGCGAAAAUAUGCAUUCUCACUUACAAUUGGAGUUGCUCUUAUAGCUUUGCCUGAGCUUGGAGGACAUAGUGGUUAUAGUUAUUACACUGACUCCAUUUUUACCCGUACAGGUGUAUCAAGUGACUUUGGAUUCAUAACAACAUCUCUAGUUCAGAUGUUGGGAGGUGUUUUAGGUACUAUGCUUGUGGAUGUGUCUGGGAGACGUUCACUCCUACUGGUUUCUCAAGCUGGAUCAUUCUUGGGAUGCCUUGCCACAUCCAUUUCUUUCUUCUUGCAGGAGAAUCGUUGGUGGGAAAGAGGAACUUCUAUCUUAGCUCUCAUUAGUGUUCUGGUGUACUUUGCAUCAUACGGACUAGCCAUGUCGUCAAUACCAUGGAUUGUAGCAUCAGAGAUAUAUCCAGUAGAUGUGAAGGGAGCAGCCGGGACAGUUUGUAACUUGGCCGGCUCUAUAAGUUCUUGGCUCGUUGCUUAUUCUUUUAACUUCUUGCUUCAAUGGAGUUCAACAGGAACAUUUCUGAUGUUUGCCACAGUGACUGGUCUUGGAUUUGUGUUCAUAGCCAAACUUGUUCCAGAGACCAAAGGCAAAUCUUUAGAAGAAAUCCAAUCUCUUUUCACUGAUCCUCUUAAAAAUUCCACACCUUAAAUAUUUUCCCAAUUUUUAUAAAUAUAAGUUUGUACACAGAAUUUUUUUAUUAAAAUGUCAUUUCUAAGAACAUUAUUGUUUUCAUGUUUUAGGCAAGAGUUCAAAUUUUAUCCAAAAAAGACAAUAGUUAAUAUA
Messenger RNA from Brassica rapa (field mustard), 9853 nucleotides. RefSeq names its product sugar transporter ERD6-like 15. Gene Ontology annotation, cellular component: membrane. Gene Ontology annotation, molecular function: sugar transmembrane transporter activity. Gene Ontology annotation, biological process: carbohydrate transport; transmembrane transport. Lineage: Eukaryota; Viridiplantae; Streptophyta; Magnoliopsida; Brassicales; Brassicaceae. The record is from RefSeq and is a predicted model, not a curated record.